AUGGCGGUCAAGCAACCGAUUGUGGCCUUGUUUGGCUACGACUCGUCAGCAUUCACAACCAAAAUCCGCUUGAUCUUGAAGCUCAAACAGAUACCGUAUACCUACAUCCAGGUGCCCACGAUGAUGCCGAGACCGACUUUGCGAGACAACUUCCAUCUCACAUAUCGAAAGAUUCCAGUUCUCGCGCUGGGACGAGAUGUGUAUUGCGAUACUUCCCUAAUCAGUGAAGCACUUGAACACUUCUUCCCUCCAUCAGAAGGAUACCGAUCAAUAUAUCCCAGAGCGAGGGACGGAUCGAACUACCGACCGAUGAUGCGCGGCUUCGCUAGCUAUUGGGUCGACAGGCCGUAUUUCCGAGCGACGUGCGGACUCAUGCCUGCGAGCAUCUGGCGUUCUUCGUUCGGCGUCGAUCGUGCUGCUUUGAUCGGCCACAAACUAGACCCCGACAAGCUCGAGAAGAAGCUGCCAGAGAAUCUGUUGAAGCUCGAUAUGCACCUGUCGAUUCUGGAACCCAUGCUGGCAGAAUCAGAGGGUCCCUGGCUCUUCUCCACAGCAACACCCUCUUUAGCAGAUGUUGCACUGUACUACCAGACUCUUUGGGGUACGGAGAUUGCCGCGGGUCGCUAUAUUGAGAACAUCACCAUGGGCCAGACUCCAGACGAGACGAAUGAAGGCGCAAAGCCAGUCUUCAACGACGAACGAUACCCAGGUGUCUUGAGCUGGUUCCACAGGAUGCAGCGCUACUUCGACGAGCUUCAUUCGGUUGAAGAUCAGGAGACAAAGCUGAAAAGUGUACUUGAGCAAAUGAAGCAGAGCCCGGCCCUGGGCCCGAAAUCGUUACUGCUGCCCACGCCAAGGGCAUCCCAUGCCAAACUUGACGAGAAGACUGGUCUCAAGAAGGGUGCGCUCGUAUCCGUGGCUCCGGACGACACGGGAAGAGACGAUCCGACUAUAGGGACAUUGAUUGCCCUAUCUCCCGAAGAAGUCGUCAUUCAGCCUCAAGCGCUCGAGAAUCCUGCAACUGUAGAGACACGCAUCCAUUUCCCAAGGCUCGGUUUCGUCGUUCGUCCGGUCAAGGACAAGGCGAAUCUGUAG
This is a messenger RNA of Fulvia fulva, 1095 nucleotides long. RefSeq lists its product as uncharacterized. The coding region runs from base 1 to 1095 and encodes 364 amino acids. Lineage: Eukaryota; Fungi; Ascomycota; Dothideomycetes; Mycosphaerellales; Mycosphaerellaceae. The record is from RefSeq and is a predicted model, not a curated record. The transcript is spliced from 2 exons.